This is a messenger RNA of Necator americanus (New World hookworm), 204 nucleotides long. RefSeq lists its product as uncharacterized. The record is from RefSeq and is a predicted model, not a curated record. The transcript has 2 exons. Lineage: Eukaryota; Metazoa; Nematoda; Chromadorea; Rhabditida; Ancylostomatidae. The coding region runs from base 1 to 204 and encodes 67 amino acids.
AUGAGGUCUGAGUUUAAAGGGCAAACGUUUCGUUUAUUGCUUAAUUUUUCAACUACUACACUGGACCACCUGUUGGUGUUAAGUUCACAUCUGGAUCUAGCUGUUCUCAAUGCCUUUAGUGGAAAUUGUGGCACUAGAAAGAACUCAUGCACAUCUAGUCAAAUAAUGAGCAAUCAAUGGCACUGGCGGAAAAGAGGUUGCUGA